Molecule: messenger RNA, 832 nt
Organism: Cajanus cajan (pigeon pea)
Lineage: Eukaryota; Viridiplantae; Streptophyta; Magnoliopsida; Fabales; Fabaceae
Source: RefSeq, a predicted model, not a curated record
CAACUCAAUGCCCAAGCCGGGAACUGAACAGAAGUCCAUAGCUAUAGUGGUGAAGCAGUUUAGUGUAGUGGUUGUAGUUUACCAAAUAGUGGGUUGAAUAGUGGCCUGCUACUAUGUCUCUCUAUCUGGGAUUUGAAACACUGGAAAUAAGUUAGAGCUUAUGAAAAGUUUAUAUUAUGCAUAAUCAUUUCUGAUAUAAGGUUUCAAUAGGCCAAUAUUUUGAUACAAGUCAAUGGGAGAUAUUGUGCAUAACCAUCAGAUUGAAAUGAGACAAUAUGAUAAUCCCAAAUAAGCUCUACUUAAUCGUUUCUGAUAGUCUUUCAAGUUUCAAUUAGCUUAUAUUCUGUUGUCAUUGGUAAAUGUCUUUGUCUUAACUUAGUCUUCAACAACAGGGGAUGUUAAGAGAUUGCUUGUACACAAAACUGGUUUACAGCCUGAAGAGCAACGACUCUUCUUCAGAGGAGAAGAAAAGGACAAUGAAGAGCAUUUGCACACUGAAGGUGUGACUGACAAAUCAAAGCUUUUGCUUUUGGAAGAUGCUGCCAGUGAGGAGAGUAGACUUGAAGAAAUUAGAAAACACAAUGAAAUGUUAAAGGCUUCUGAAGCUGUUGCUGGAGUCAGAGCAGAGGUGGACAAGCUCGCUGAAAGGGUGUCUGCCUUGGAAGUGGCUGUGGAUGGAGGGACCAGGGUUUCUGACAAAGAGUUUUUGAUGUCCACGGAGUUGCUUAUGAGACAAUUGCUGAAAUUGGAUGGUAUUGAAGCUGAAGGUGAAGCCAAGAUUCAGAGAAAAGCCGAGGUAGAGUAUUUAUGUUGUUAAAUAAAUUUUAACUAU